GGAAGGAAGAAAGAAAGGAAGAAAGAAAGAAAGAAAGGAACAAAGAAACAAAGAAACAAAGAAAGAACAACUUUAAAAGUCACAGAUGGAAGAAUCCUUAGACAUCAUCAUCAAUACCUUCCACAAGUACUCUGUAAGAAGGGGAGACCGUGACACCUUGAACAGGAAGAAAUUCAAACAAUUUAUGAUUGAGGAGAUGCCAAAAUCUUUCAAGAAAGAGGAAGAGAAAGAGAAAAUCAUAAAUGACAUGAUGAAAGAAGUCGACACAAAUUAUGACGGUCAGGUGGACUUCAAUGAAUUUGUAGCUCUGAUAGGAAAUAUAUUGAAAACAAAGCAUGAGGAGAGCCAUGAAAAUGCAUCCUCAAGUGUCCAUGGCCAGGGUUCCAGCAAUGGACCAAACCUCUAAGAGGAUGACCAUGGCAGCUUUCUCAGCAGCUAAUCAGAAGACCAAGCUGCUUCAACCUGGCCAACCAAACAUAUUUACAGUACCAUGCCACACAGCAUUACUUAUAAAGCUCUGAAACAAAGAACAAUAAAGUUGCCAUUCCACUGCC
Messenger RNA from Mastomys coucha (southern multimammate mouse), 554 nucleotides. RefSeq names its product protein S100-A9-like. NCBI's taxonomy places the organism in Eukaryota, Metazoa, Chordata, Mammalia, Rodentia, Muridae. The transcript has 2 exons. The record is from RefSeq and is a predicted model, not a curated record. Gene Ontology annotation, molecular function: calcium ion binding. Bases 86 to 406 code for a protein of 106 amino acids. Gene Ontology annotation, biological process: neutrophil aggregation; antimicrobial humoral immune response mediated by antimicrobial peptide; autocrine signaling. Gene Ontology annotation, cellular component: cytoplasm; extracellular exosome; nucleus.